AUGAGUCAGAAUAUAGCGAACUUAUAAAAUGCAAAUCCAAAUUUCAAUUGUUCAAACUAAAAGACAUCAAACAGAUAUAAUUUUAACUAUCCAACUCAUUGCAUUGCAUUUACUUUAUUGAAAGAAAGUUAAAGACUCAAAUUUUUUAUGGAGAAUCUUAUUAUUAAAACAAAUUAGUAAGCCAAUCAACCUUAAAUAAAAAUUGAAUUGCCAAAUUGGUUUGGAGUAGAAAAAACGCAUUUAAAUAUCAAAUUAUUAGGAAUUAAUAGUGAUGAAUACUAGAAAAUUGAUGAAAUUCGAGGUCACAAUUGA
Paramecium octaurelia is the source of this 312-nucleotide messenger RNA. Lineage: Eukaryota; Ciliophora; Oligohymenophorea; Peniculida; Parameciidae. The record is from the annotation of a GenBank genome assembly.